AGGUGGGGUCGGGCGGGCGGGGAGGGCUCGCUGGCUAAUUGGGCAGUAAUUCGUUUCCUCCGCGUGCCCGCCGUCCCUGCGCUGCCAGGCGGUGCGGAGCCGGGGACCCUGGGUGUGUGGGGCGCGGCCGGGCCGCCACCGCGCUGCUGGCAGCCCCAUGGCGAGGGGGUGAGAUCCUGUGCUCGUUCCCGGGGGCAGAUUGAAGCCGGGAAGCUGUUCCCAUGGCGUGUGGGGAAUGCAACGCUUCAGCACCUGCUCAGGAUCCAGCACGCAGGAACAUCAUCCACUUCCAGCACAGAGAACUGAAGUGCAGAUAGCAGAACCCAACUGCAGGGUGGUGAAUCAUGAUUCCAGUCACUGAAUUGCGAUACUUUGCUGACACUCAGCCAGCGUACCGCAUCCUGAAGCCAUGGUGGGACGUCUUCACGGACUACAUUUCCAUAGUGAUGCUGAUGAUCGCAGUGUUUGGCGGGACUCUUCAGGUCACCCAGGACAAAAUGAUUUGUUUGCCCUGUAAAUGGAUUACCAAAGACUCCUGCAAUGACACUGUCAGAGGUUGGACAGCUGUAACCCCGGAGCGUAUCUACUAUAACUCUAGUCUUGUUUCCUCUGCUGACACAGGACCUACAGGGAUCCAGUAUGAUUUGGACCGGCACCAGUAUAACUAUGUGGAUGCGGUGUGUUAUGAGAACCGCCUUCACUGGUUUGCCAAGUAUUUUCCUUAUCUGGUGCUGCUACAUACUCUUAUCUUUCUGGCUUGUAGCAACUUUUGGUUCAAAUUUCCAAGGACCAGCUCCAAGCUGGAGCAUUUUGUGUCUAUUUUGCUUAAGUGUUUUGACUCUCCAUGGACAACGAGGGCAUUAUCUGAGACAGUGGUGGAAGAGAGCGAUACCAAGCCAGCAUUUGGGAAAAUGAAUGGCUCCAUGGACAAGAAAUCCUCCACAGUCAGUGAGGAUGUGGAAGCCACUGUUCCCAUGCUGCAGAGAACAAAGUCUCGAAUUGAGCAAGGAAUUGUGGACCGAUCUGAGACGGGUGUCUUGGACAAGAAGGAAGGUGAACAGGCCAAAGCACUCUUUGAAAAAGUGAAAAAGUUCCGUACGCACGUGGAAGAGGGAGAUAUAGUGUAUCGCCUCUACAUGAGACAGACCAUCAUCAAAGUGAUCAAGUUCAUUCUCAUCAUCUGCUAUACUGUUUAUUAUGUCAAUAACAUAACAUUUGAUGUUGACUGUAAAGUGGACAUUGAGAGCUUGACUGGCUACAGGAUGUAUCGCUGUGCUCAUCCUUUGGCCACUCUCUUCAAAAUCUUGGCAUCUUUCUACAUCAGCUUGGUGGUAGUCUAUGGCUUGAUCUGCAUGUACACGCUCUGGUGGAUGCUGAGGCGAUCACUCAAGAAAUAUUCCUUUGAGUCUAUCCGUGAGGAGAGUAGUUACAGUGACAUUCCUGAUGUGAAAAAUGACUUUGCUUUUAUGCUCCAUCUGAUCGAUCAGUAUGACCCCCUGUAUUCUAAGCGCUUUGCUGUCUUUCUGUCGGAGGUGAGUGAGAACAAGCUGCGGCAGCUGAACCUCAACAAUGAGUGGACUUUGGAGAAGCUGCGGCAGAGGAUCACCAAGAACUCUCAGGAUAAGCUGGAGCUGCAUCUGUUCAUGUUGAGUGGCAUUCCUGACACGGUCUUUGACCUCAUAGAGCUGGAGGUCUUGAAGCUGGAGCUUAUCCCCGAUGUCACCAUUCCCCCAAGCAUCGCUCAGCUCACCAGCCUUAAGGAACUAUGGCUUUACCACACCGCUGCCAAAAUUGAGGCUCCAGCCCUGGCCUUCUUGAGGGAGAAUUUGAAAUCUCUCCACAUCAAGUUCACAGACAUCAAGGAGAUUCCUCUUUGGAUUUACAGCCUGAAGACACUAGAAGAGCUUCAUCUGACAGGGAAUCUGAGUGCCGAAAACAACCGGUACAUUGUAAUAGAUGGUUUGAGGGAGCUGAAGAGGCUGAAGGUGUUGAGGUUGAAGAGUAACCUCACCAAGCUGCCACAGGUGGUGACGGAUGUUGGUGUGCAUCUUCAGAAGCUUUCCAUCAACAAUGAGGGCACCAAGCUCAUUGUUCUCAACAGCCUUAAGAAAAUGGUCAACCUGACAGAGCUGGAGCUGAUCCGUUGUGACUUGGAACGCAUUCCUCACUCCAUCUUUAGCCUCCACAAUCUGCAGGAGAUAGACCUGAAGGACAAUAACCUCAAGACCAUUGAGGAAAUCAUCAGCUUCCAGCACUUACAUCGUCUCACUUGCCUUAAAUUGUGGUACAACCACAUUGCCUACAUCCCCAUGCAAAUAGGCAACCUCACCAAUUUAGAGCGCCUUUACCUGAACCGUAACAAGAUAGAGAAGAUCCCUACCCAGCUCUUCUAUUGCCGAAAACUUCGCUAUUUGGAUCUCAGCCACAACAACUUGACUUCCAUACCACCAGACAUAGGACUUCUUCAAAACCUGCAGAACUUAGCUGUGACAGCCAACAGGAUCGAGAAUCUCCCGCCAGAGCUGUUCCAGUGCAGGAAGCUGAGAACCUUGAACCUGGGAAACAAUGUGCUGCAGUCACUCCCAUCCCGGGUUGGAGAGCUGACAAAUCUGUCACAGAUAGAGCUGCGAGGGAACCGCUUGGAGUGCCUGCCGGUGGAGCUGGGAGAGUGUCCUCUGCUGAAACGCAGUGGGCUGGUGGUGGAGGAGGACUUGUUCAACACGCUGCCCUUGGAAGUCAAAGAGCGGCUGUGGAGGGCAGACAAAGAGCAAGCCUGAGCCCCUGGAAGAAGGGGAGGAACCUCUGACCAACAAGAAGGAAACACAAGGCCAUUCCAGUCCCCUUUUUCCCAGAUCCUCCCCUUCCUCCUCUCCAAUCACUAUCAAACUAGCCAAGGAGUCCCUGAACAAUCAUGACUCUGAGGCUGCUUCUUGCCUCAGGUGCGGGAUGUGGAAAGCUAGGGAUCAGGAUGAGGAUGAAGACAGGUUAGAUGGCUCCUGAGCAAGGGCCAGUGGGAGUAAGAGAUGUUGCUGCUGUUUUGGACGGAAGCAGAGCGAGGUGGGUGGUGCUGGUGAAAAGAGAUGACCUCCUUUGAAUGGAGGAGAAAAGGAAACGGAGGGGAUUGCUGCCUUGCUUCAAAUGGGGAUUAUAAUGUCAGGGAAUGAGUGUCCUGCAAGCAAUGUUCAAGAGUCUAGGAAACUUCCUGAACCUCUGUGUCUGUGACACCUGGUACUAUUCCCCUCCAACUCAGUGAUUCAGUAAGUGACGCCCCACAGAGUGGAAGGGAUAGGAUACAGAGUUGAUUUUUUUUAUUUUUUACCUAGAUGCUGGCACUAGGAUUUUUGGGGUAAAUUCAUCUCAGACAUCAGUUUGGAUGCAGGAUCUUGUUUUGUUACUAAUUGUCUUCACCCCUUGUACUUGACACCCUGUCUUCUUCCCAUGGGGAAGGAGUUCUCCCCCCAGAACCCCAUCUGUGCAUUGGAGAUUGCACUUUUUAACAGUUCUGAGUCACUUGUGCUGAUGAGUUAAUCACAUAGUAUCCUUUUCUCCAACUGAUGCAUUGGAGGCCCUAGCCAAAAUAAUUCCAGACCUUUAGCCUGUUCUGAAAUAUAUGAUUAGAAUACAAGUGAUCUGGGUAACACAAAAUAUCUGGAUUAAAAGCAGUUAGUCUGUCUCACUGUUCUCCUGGAAGCAGAGUUGCUUUAUGAUCUUGGCUUUUAAAGUUUUCAAGCUAUUUUUAAGUUCCUGAUACUCUGUCACAUAAAUGCAAAUGUAACACCAGUGUGUGGAGGUCUCCCCUGAGGUUGGUAGUGUUUAUAGUAAAGAGGAAUAACUCAGUUUUCCUCUGCCCCUGCCCAUUAAACUGUCAGAUUUGUUGCCAACUUUUUUUAGAAACACAAACUACAGACCUGCUUGGUUGUUUUUUGUUGUCUUUCCCACUUCAGCAGCUGUCAGUUCCUGUUAACCUCUUGUGUUAAGUAAGAGGCUAAUGCCGGUUGAACUUGGUGCUGGAAAAGUAACCUGUCCCAUUCUUCCCUGUUUCAUUCCCCCACUGUUAAGGAGCAGUAUGAGAAUCCUCUGAGGACUGAUCUCUAGAUCACUUGAACAGAGCAAUCUUUAUUGAAACAAGUCUGACCUGUUUGGUGUUGUUUGACAAAACCCUGCUCUGGGUAGAUAACCUGUGAUAGCUGCUGCUAAUCAUGACUUGAGGUGGGGCGGUUAAGGUGUGCCUCCAAUACACCCUAAGUCUGCCCUUCUCCAUCAGAUGGAAUAGGAGGCUCAUGGACUGCAGGUCCUGGUUGCAAUACUCCUCAUCAAGCCAACGGGUCGUCUCCAAGGUGGAGUGCUGCAAGCAGGCAUGAAAUGUUUGGAGGCUUCCUGUGUGUACAAAGGGAGGAAGCUGCAGCCAUCUCUGAAGCGGUUCCCUGCACGCUGCCAGUGAGAGUGCUGGCUUGGCAAACCCUAAUGAUCCCUUGGAUGUUGUGCAAUAGGGCGCUAUGGCUUUCCUCAUGAGAUGUAAGAUAUGAAAUAUACACACUAAACACGCUGAAACCAUGAACAAUGUUAACUGGGCUCUGGAUUUGUUGAUGUUCAGAUGCUUAAAUAAAGCUGUAUUAAAAUCUAGGAAAUCUGUUUAUAAAACUGCUUUUAAGGAAGAUGUAAAUUCUGCCUCCCUUAGUUUGCUGUUAAACAGCCCAGAGGAAUAAUGUAAUUCUCUUUAUCUGGAAGGCAAGACACUGUUUCUAACAGGGUUAGCGUUCAAAUUGCGUUAGAGUUGGGGCCACUGCAGAAUUGAUGAGAAACAAUAUUAUCCCAAAAUGCACUGCAUCAGAGCAAGCACUGGUGCUCAGGAGUGUUGGUGCUGAUGCUUUCUGGUUUGGACUCAUGCACACAAGCAUUUGGAGUUGAUGUGAGAGAAAUUGCUAACUGCUGCUUGGGUAAGGCAGGAAUGGCUUUAGGCCUAGCUAAAGCAGUGUUGUUUACCAGGCAGUUUCUCAUGGUGUCUGUAGGGGCUGUUUGGAUGGUGAAGGAAACCUUGUUUUCUUCCUUACUCUGUGCCAAAAGAUUGUGCUGGAGAGUAAUGGCAAUAGAAUUGAGAGGCUUGAGUUCUGUGUUGUAUUCAAGGCCACUGGGUAAUCUGUUUACAACAUGUGCAUUUUAGGUUAGACAGGGCUGAAAGGCAAUGUACCUUGUAGGAUUUUAACCUAGCUUACAGGAACAGCUUUCUCCUGUGUGUCUAGGUUGUUGUAGAUGAAUGCUUUAACUCUUGAUUCUAGGUAUGGUGUCAGUUAUACAAACUAAGCUUUGUGCAACUAGGCCAGAAGUUGCUAUAAGCAGCUCCUGCUUAUAUGCUGUAGUGCUUCUAGAAGCUUGCACAUCUCCUGAGCUCUGCUGUGUAUCUCAGUGCCGAAUCCAUAGGAGAAGUGGACAGUAGGCUAUUCUGCUAGAAGCGAGCCUCUAACUUAUCAAAUGACAGCUGUACUUCUGCUGCUUGCUGAGUAGAAACUCCCCUAUGCCUGAGGUCUACAGAGCAAUUUUAAGACAGGCCAGUACUGAUUGUGCAUGGAAACACUAGCUUUUUGCUCCUCUUUCAAUAUUCAAAGCUCAGUUUUUCAGUCGUGGUUGUUAGGGCUUGAGAUAUCUCAAUGCUGCCACUCAGAAAGCUAAGUAGUCUGAUAGCUUCUUGUACCAGAAACGCAGGUGGCACAAAAAUACAUUGCCAUUCUGGAAGACAGCAAUAUUUACCUGCUCCUGAUGUGUGCUCCUUGGUCUUCCGUGAAAGAGAUACUGAUUUCAUAGUAUCAGAUUCAUAUGAUGAAAUGGGGGAAGCUUUAAAACUUAAAGGAUAGGGUCUGAAACGCGAGGUCCUGAACAUGUUUACAGCUCAGACCUCCUGUGAAACUCAACCCACAGCAGAGUGAUUCACUCCACUUCCCAUACCUGCCUGGAUUGCUCAGUCUGAGGGGUGAGCUUACAUCAGCAAUCCUUCCUCAUCUGCAAGUGUUCAGUCAGUAUAUAUUACAAUUUUUCCUUCAAUCUCUGUCCAACUGAAGCUUUGCUCUUUCUGACAUAGAUCUGUAUGUUCAGGAAAAAAAAGCUCACCUUAAGCAGACAAUCAGCAGGUCAGUGUCUUGUUUUCCUGACCUGUCUUUUCAAAGCACUCAGUAGCAAAACAGAUUUGUUCGCUGCUAAAUCAUAAGAACAACUUGAAUUCAAACCGUUUCCUUAAUAGCACUGCUGAGCUGAGUGAGUUCUUGGAGCCCCUGUUGAUCACGAGCAUGCUCAUCCCAUGCUCGGACCAGAGGUUAGGAAAACAGAAUUCUACCUUUCACUCUGACUACCCCCAAAAAGUAGUAAGUUACAAUGGAUUAUUUGAAGCACCUGUAAGGUGAGGGGUACCUAACCUAUUAAAUGUGCUACAACUUGCUGUAUCUCUGAAACUAUGCACUGAAAUCUUAGAUGAAGUUUGUCUUUCAGAUUGUUUUCUGACAUUAUUUUUUGGUCCCUAGUUAACUCAGCAGUGGGAAUGAAUUCACUCCAUCAGUCUGAAUGGUGAAACGUAAGCCCAAUACAACCUGUUACAGGUAUCUGUCGUGACGUGCUGUUCUUUGGUAUUAAUUGUCACUUCUUGAAUGUCCUACCUCAUUUUUUAUUUCUCUUAUUACCAUUUCUACACUCCGCUUAGCUCACUUCGUUUUAAUUAAAGCAAAUGCUUGGUGUCAUUACCAUAAAUAGUAUUAAGUGGCUUUCUGCUGCUGAACCACACUGCGGUCCUCUUCUUGUUCUAACACGAUUCUAGGAAUUUCAGAACAAUGACACAUCCUUUGCAGGAGAUGAUAUGUAUGGGGAAAAACUGUUAUUGAUUUAACAGCUGUGGCAUUGUUUCCCUUCCUUACCUUUUCUCCACUUUGGAAAGAGACUCUCAUGAUUUGAAUUCUGGAUGACUUUUUUUUUUUUUUUUCAGUCCUUCAGGGGAGGAGUAGUUUUUCAUUGAUAGCUGUACCUUCUCUAGAGGUACACUAAGGCAAAUCCUCCACUGGGGCAUUGUUCCUUCUAGUGCAUGUGCAGUUGUCUUUGCCUGAAGCCAGCUGUUCCCUGACUCUUUUCCUUUUGCUUGUGGAGAGUAUGGAGCGAUUUCUGAAAUGCUGGUGUGACUUUUCUCACUGAAGACCAAUGUUGUCGUACCAUAAGCCGUGGCGUCAUCUGCUCUGAAAUGUUACCCAGGGUAAGGCUGUGUGAAUGCUCAAUGGGAAAACUCUCCUUUAGAUUUCGUUUGGAUUUUUUUUUUUCCUGUCAUUGCGUUUAAAAAUGAUUUCUUUUUUUUACUGUUGUUUGGCCACGCAGUGGAUUCUGUAGUCUUAAUGAGAAUGUGCCAAAACAUUUUCCUGUCCUACCUGCAUCGUAACAGUGCACGAAGCAGAACUGGACAAGGGUGUUGUGGGGCUUCAACCUUUUUCUUUCCAUCCCUCCAGCUGCAGUGUUGGAGUAAUGUUAAACUGUGUUGGUAGCAUGAAAUCCUCCAGAAAUCUCAUCUGAAAUCCCUUUUCAAAUGUAACCGCGCUUGAAUUGCUGGACCCCAGAAACUAAGGUGAACUCUGAAUUCACUCAAAGGCUUAAUUUGGAAUGUCUGGAAAUACCCUCCCGUUCUUUCCUAUCUCUCCUUUAAAGGAAGUUCAUUGGACAAUGGGGAGAAUUUUUCCAGACUAAACUUAAUGAGAAGGGGGCUCAUGGGUCUGAGUCAUCUACAGCUGACAGAUGCAUCCAUUUAAGUAGGACACUACUCACAGCUUAAACAUGGCUCGCUCCCAUUCUGUAGAUGUACUCGCAGGGUUGUGGUUUGGCAUCCAGGACCUGCCACUUGGUGUAACAAUUCCGAAUGGUGACGUUCGCUUUGUACGUGGGUUUGCUUGGGCAGCUGAUCAACAGCACCUCCACCAUAAGCACUGAAGGCUGCUAUUGUUUUCUCUGAAAGACGUGUAAGACUGGACACUUUAACAGAAUAAAAGUUUAAGUUUUUAAUUUGCA
Numida meleagris (helmeted guineafowl) is the source of this 8025-nucleotide messenger RNA. RefSeq names its product leucine rich repeat containing 8 family member A (gene LRRC8A). The coding region runs from base 345 to 2777 and encodes 810 amino acids. The record is from RefSeq and is a predicted model, not a curated record. Gene Ontology annotation, molecular function: protein binding. The transcript is spliced from 4 exons. Lineage: Eukaryota; Metazoa; Chordata; Aves; Galliformes; Numididae.